AUGGUAAUUGCAAUGCCAAUGCCCACACCUGAACCCAAGAAAAAGAAGAAACCUGCUAGUCACUCAGGAGAUGGAACAUUCUUCGAUCCGGGACUUGGUGCUUGCGGGACGACAGCAAAUGAUAAUUCGAUGAUUGUUGCAUUGGCAGCUCCAGAUUUCGAUCCAUCAACACCUAAUGGAAAUCCAAAUAAAAACUCCUUAUGCGGAAAACGUGUACGUAUUUUCCGAAAUGAGAAAUCAGUAGAUGCUAUUGUGCAGGAUAGAUGUCCACCUUGCAAAUCUGGCGACAUUGAUAUGUCACCCGCAGUAUUUAAGCAUAUAGCGAAUCCAUCAGAGGGAAGGAUCUUAGUUUCUUGGCAAUAUAUAUAA
This is a messenger RNA of Ambispora leptoticha, 369 nucleotides long. The record is from the annotation of a GenBank genome assembly. Lineage: Eukaryota; Fungi; Glomeromycota; Glomeromycetes; Archaeosporales; Ambisporaceae.